Ananas comosus (pineapple) is the source of this 1307-nucleotide messenger RNA. RefSeq names its product fasciclin-like arabinogalactan protein 2. The record is from RefSeq and is a predicted model, not a curated record. Lineage: Eukaryota; Viridiplantae; Streptophyta; Magnoliopsida; Poales; Bromeliaceae. Bases 129 to 1307 code for a protein of 392 amino acids. Gene Ontology annotation, cellular component: plasma membrane. The transcript is spliced from 3 exons.
UAUUUUGCUCCACUCCUUUCCCCAACCCCCCACUCAUUCACUCACCACUUCACUGACUCCAGGCUCCGCUCGUUGCCUCCCUCAGUCGUUCCUUGUACUCAAUUGUGCAGAAUCUGUUACGUCGCGCAAUGCGGAACAAUUUGCUCGCGCUCGCAGUCGUUCUGCUCUUGUCGGCGCUGGCGUUACCGGCGCCGUGCCGCGGGCACAACAUCACGAAGAUCCUCGCGGAGCACCCGGAGUUCUCGACAUUCAACCACUACCUGACCUUGACCCACCUCGCGAGCGUGAUCAACCACCGGCUGACGAUCACCGUGCUCGCCGUUGACAAUGCAGCGAUGUCGGCCAUGCUCGGCCACCACUACACUUUACCGACAAUCCGACACAUCCUGCAGCUGCACAUCCUCGUCGACUACUACGGCACGAAAAAGCUGCACCAGAUCUCCAGGGGAUCCACCCUCUCCUCCUCCAUGUUCCAGGCGACGGGCGCGGCGCCGGGGACAACCGGCUACGUGAACAUCUCCGACCACAAGGCGGGGCACGUGACGUUCGCCGCCGAGGACUCGCCGGAUGUGCAGGCGACGUUCGUGAAGUCGAUCAAGGAGAUGCCCUACAACCUCUCCGUCAUCCAGAUCAACUCCGUGCUCUCGUCGCCGGAGGCGGAGGCCCCCGCGCCCCCGCCGGCCCCCGUGAACCUCACCACCCUCAUGUCGAAGAGCGGCUGCGCGGCGUUCGCCGAGCUUCUCCUGUCGACCGCCGACGUCGAGAAGACGUUCAACGACAGCGUCGACGGGGGGCUCACCGUGUUCUGCCCCAUCGACGCCGCCGUGAAGGCGUUCACGCCCAAGUUCAAGAACCUGACGGCGGCGCACAAGACGGCGAUACUGCUGUACCACGGCGUGCCGGUGUACUACUCGAUGCAGAUGCUCAAGUCGAACAACGGCGUCGUGAACACGCUGGCGACCGACGGCGGCGCCGCCAAGAACUACAACUACACACUCCAGAAUGACGGCGAGACCGUCACGCUCGAGACCAAGGUCUGUCGUGACGGCGACGGUCANAUGAAGACGGCGGAGGACUCAGACCCGCUGGGGGUGUACACCAUCGACAAGUUCCUGCAGCCCCGCGAGAUGUUCAAGGCGGUCGCCGAGGAGCCGCCACCGGCCCCCGCGGGUCCCGAGGAGGCACCGGCGGACGACGCUACGGCCGACGACAACACCAACGGUUGCGUCAGACUCUACAGCAGCAGCAAUUUCUUAGUGGGUGUGGUCACCGCAGCGCUUCUGUCCGUCGUGACAAUGAUGGUCUAA